AUGAGCAUAUUAUCAGAAAUUCUUGCGACGGGCCAUGUAGAUAAAGAGUUAUUAGAUGCUCUCGAUGAUGAGCAGAAACAACUUCUUUUCUGUCAAAUGCGGGCGGAACAGGUACGGAAAUGGGAAGCUUUUGAAGAAAGAAUGAAAGGUCCUCCAAAAAGAGACCCAAAUAAGAGAAGAUUACAAUGGAGGCAGGGAACUGACGGUGAUGUUUGGGUUUGGGUGAUGGGCGAGCAUCCUAGUGAUCCCAGCAUAGAGGAAAUCUUGGAGGAUGAGGCUCGACGCGAAGCUCACCAAAGAGCUAUUAGGGAACUCACUUUACCGACUUCAAACGAUCACUUUACUGCCAUCCCACAGGAAGAAGCGUUGAAAGCUCAGUUAGGGAACAUGCGUGUCGGCGUAACGGACUCCAUGUAUGAAAAUGCGGAUAAUGCUUUCGAUUCGAACUAUCCUAUGCUUUUCCAACCUCCCCAUCUCCGAGCAAAUGGAAAUGAUCCUAAUCAACCCAUCGUUACAAAAGUUUCGUCGUAUAACACACCACAACCACAGAGGGCUGAAGUUCGACCUGCAAGACCAUCGAUUCCUCCUAAGCCACAGACGCCUAAUCAAAAUACACAAUAUGAGUUGAUCGGUGAUAACAACGUGAUAGAUGUGAAGUUCCGCAAUAACAAUCCAAGUGCUUCCAAGGAUGAAGACGUUCAGAAAAGAGAGUCGGAAAUCUUCCAGAGCAUACAGGAGAAACGAGAGCGCAUUAACCGGGAAGCAGAAGCUGAAGCUCAACGACAGCGUAUGGAAUGGGAACUACAAAAUAAACGAGCUAGAGAAGCCGAAGCAGCUAUGCGUGAAAUGGCGCAGAAAGCUCGUGAGCAGCAUCAACUCUUGAUAAGAACAUCAACUUCAAUAUUGCCGGCGUUAAAAGAUACCAAAGCUACUUCACUCCGUGAAGCGAUACGGAAUUUGCCAAGACCGCCGAAACCAAAAUCGAGACAAGCUAUUGUCACGUGGUUCCGCGGAACCGAGUUACCUAAAGGCACUGGAAUGGAUCCUAAAACUAAAGCUCCUGCACCUUGGUUUCAUGGUAUAAUCACCAGAGAUCAAGCAGAAGUUCUGCUUCUUGAUAAACCUACUGGUUCUUUCCUAGUGCGAGUCUCCGAAAGGAUAUGGGGCUAUACUGUUUCCUAUGUUGUCGGUGAUGGAACGUUCAAACACUUCCUUGUAGAACGUAUUCCUGAAGGUUAUCAGUUCCUUGGAACGAAUCAGGUUGUUCAUGAACACCUGUUUGAUCUAGUCUCUUAUCAUGAAUCAGCACCUAUAACGGGAAAAGGUGGAGAAAUAUUGAAAUGGGCUGUUGGUCAAGGGAAAACAUAUCCUCCCGAUUAUUAUGAUCUCUUACCCGAGCAAUCCGCGCAAAAUCGGUAUGUGGGUCGUUUCUGA
This is a messenger RNA of Auanema sp. JU1783, 1434 nucleotides long. The record is from the annotation of a GenBank genome assembly. Lineage: Eukaryota; Metazoa; Nematoda; Chromadorea; Rhabditida; Rhabditidae.